This is a messenger RNA of Bombus pyrosoma, 1062 nucleotides long. It is a transcript of the gene mRpL46, whose product is annotated as 39S ribosomal protein L46, mitochondrial. Lineage: Eukaryota; Metazoa; Arthropoda; Insecta; Hymenoptera; Apidae. The record is from RefSeq and is a predicted model, not a curated record. Gene Ontology annotation, molecular function: structural constituent of ribosome. The transcript has 4 exons. The coding region runs from base 160 to 999 and encodes 279 amino acids. Gene Ontology annotation, cellular component: mitochondrial large ribosomal subunit.
UAAUUUAAAAAUCGUAGUUGCCGGUAAUGCAACAUUACUGCAUAUAUAUAAUUGAAAGUGAAAGAAGUGAAAGUUUCUACUACUAUUUGUUAUUUAUUUAUCUUUAUUUUUUAAUUAAAAAAUAUACUUUUAACUUUUCUUUCCUCAAAGUAUGGAAUAAUGAUGUUUAGAAGAAUUUUAACAUUACGCACAUCAAAUGGUUUACCUUUUUUAACACCAGAAAACUUUCACAUAGGUAUUUCAUCAACAUCUAAGGUUAUAUCUCGAACAUUAUCAGAGCAAGAAGACAUAGACGUUGUAGAAAAAUGGGAUUUAUUAAGUGCUGUUUGCUUAGAACGUCAUCCAGUAAUUACAAAACCCAUGCUAGAUAUAGAAGUAAGAUACCAAAUCAUGCUACAACAGAAAGAAUAUGAAAACAGUAUGAUAUCAGACUUUGAAAUACGAAAACAAAAGGACAAAAAUCAGAGAACACAGACAUCUGCUGGAAAAACAGAUAAUAUUAUUUCUAAGGAAACAAUACAAGACAUUGAAGAUUCUUGGGAAGAAGAAUUCAAAAACUUUAAAUUUGCUUCAAGAAUAAGUGAAGUUGAAGAAGAUAAUGCAGUUGUAUCACUGAAACGCAAGCUAGAUAAAAAUUUAAUGUUAUUAGUAGAACAAAAAGUUGGCAAUUCUAAUUUCUGGAUUCCCCCACAAAGUAUAAGAAGACAUAGAGAAACUAUGAUACAAACUGCAUAUAGAACUGUACAAGAAUUGUGUGGAAAUAACAUCAAAGUACAAUUUUAUGGCAAUGCGCCAAUUGGAUUUUAUCAAUAUAAGUAUCCUAGAAAUAUACAAGAGAAAGGCCAAAAUGGAGCAAAAAUUUUCUACUUUUUAGCAAAAUAUAUAAGUGGAGAUAUUUCUUCCAAUGUAAAGCAUUGUUGGUUAGAUAGAGAAGAACUUAAAAAAACUUUACACCCUGAUGUUCACAAAAGUAUGGCUAAAUUCUUAUUACCUGAUUAAAUUACUGUACAAUAUAAAGUAGACAAUUUUUAAAUACAUAUAUAGAACAAGGAGUGUUAACUA